CUCUCUCUUCAUCCGUUUCUUCUCUUUAGCAAGCAAAGAAAAAAAAGAAUACCAUUUUCUUGUUGUUUAUUAGGAAAAAGUUUGCUUUCCUUUUUUUGGUCUACGGGGGCUUACUGCUUCAGCUCUCUCUCAUAAAGCCGUCCCUGAGAUCUACUUGUACGCCACUAUAAUAUCAUUUGAGAGAUUAUUGGAAGUUGAAAUCUGAGGAGAGAGAGAGCGAGAGAAGAGGGGGGACAGAGUGGAGCUUACAGAGACGAAGUGCAUCAGGAAUCGAUGUUAAAGGGUUGAAAAUUUCCUCCUUAUCAGUGCCAGAAUUUCUCUCAAGUUGGAUUGCAACUUUUUGUCAUGAUCUGGAGAUGAACAGAAGAUUUCAUUCGACAUCUUGCUGUGGGAGCAUUCAAGUUAUUCUAAAUAAAACCUUUCGCCUUGUGUCGGAUGAUCACAGCUAGAGAAAAGAGUUGCUUGAUGACAUCAUCCUACAAAUAUCAGAUGAGGCGAUCUCAUCAGGGUUAUUUUUGGCCUAGUUCAGCUGCAAACAUGCUAUUGCCUCCUGUAUAUGUGUGUAUAUCAAGUAUUUGAAGACAGUGAAGUAGUGCUUGGGGUGCACUCUGUAAAGUGCGUUCACCUGGUUAAGUCACAGAAGAUUGUUUUUUGAAUGAUUAGAUCGCAAGUGGAGCUUUUCCUUUGACGUGCUAGCGUAAUACUAUAGCCGUGAGUUGCAUUAGUGGCAGAGCUGUUCAAUAUAAUGGAAAGACAGUCGGGGAGUGCUAACCACCUACCAGCUGUUCUUCGGCGGUUACUUCCUGCUGUUGGACCUGGGCUUUUAAUUUCAGUAGCAUAUGUUGACCCUGGGAAGUGGGCAGCCACCGUGGAAGGGGGUUCUCGUUUUGGAGUUGAUCUAGUCCUGCCAAUGUUCAUUUUUAAUUUGGCAGGAAUAUUGUGCCAGUAUCUAUCAGCUAAAGUGGGUAUUAUUACUGGUAGAGAUCUUGCCCAGAUUUGCAGUGAGGAGUAUAACAAAUUCACAUGCAUGUUCCUAGGAGUUCAAACAGCAAUUUCAGUGGCGGCAUUGGACCUCAGCAUGAUACUUGGCAUUGCUCAUGGGCUUAAUCUUCUUCUUGGGGUGGACUUGCCAACUUGUAUCUUCUUAACUGCUGUUGAUGCUGUGUUGUUUCCAUUUUUUGCUGCCUUUCUGGAGAAAUACAAGGGAUAUUUCCCAUCCAUAUUUGUGGCAGGGUUUGUGUUGCUCUUCUAUUUUCUUGGGGUCCUCAUUAGUCAACCAGAGGUUUCUCUUUCAAUGAAUGGGAUGCCGAUGAAGUUAAGUGAGGAAAGUGCAUUCGCUCUGAUGAGUCUUCUUGGAGCAAGCAUUAUGCCUCACAACUUCUAUAUGCAUUCUUCCAUCGUUCUGCAUCAUCAGAAAUCUCCAAAUGUUUCCAAAAGUGCCUCAUGCUAUGACAAUUUUUUCGCAAUCUUAUGCAUCUUCAGUGGCAUUUUUCUGGUGAACUAUGUGCUUAUGAAUUCAGCUGCGAACGUGUUCCACAGUACUGGCCUUGUUUUGGUUACCUUUCCGGAUGCAAUGUCACUCAUGGAACAGGUGUUUCGCAAUCCAGUGGCACCUCUGUUCUUUGUAGUAAUUUUAUACCUUUCAAAUCAAAUCUCAGCAUUAACUUGGAACAUUGGUGGGCAAGUAGUUCUGAAUGAUUUCCUCAGCCUCGAUAUACCUAACUGGUUACAGCGAGCUACUACUAGAAUUCUUGCCAUUGUCCCGGCCCUUUAUUGUGUAUGGACUUCUGGAGUUGAAGGGGCAUACCAAUUGCUCAUAUUUUCUCAGGUUAUAGUAGCCCUGCUGCUACCAGCUUCUGUUAUACCACUAUUCCGAAUUGUUUCAUCAAGGGCAAUAAUGGGAGCACACAAAAUCUCUCAAUUUCUUGAGUUCUUGGCAGUUGUUGCAUUCAUGGGGAUGCUAGGAUUGAAGAUCAUAUUUGUGGUGGAAAUGAUUUUUGGGGAUAGUGACUGGAUUGGUAAUUUGAGAUGGAACAUGGGUAGCAGUUCUUCUCUUCCUUAUGUUGUACUUCUCGCAACUUCUUUUUCAUCAUUCUGUUUGAUGCUUUGGAUAGCAGCAACACCUUUGAAAUCUGCAACAACUCAGGUAGAGGCUGCUCAAGCAUUGAGCUGGGAUGCCAAGCAGACUGUGCAGGAGCCAUCGAUGCGUAUUAGAGAUGAAAAGUAUCUGGGUGGUAGUAGGUAUGGAGAAGGCCACGUUCAUAGACAGGAAGCUGCUGCACCAACCCCAGUGAAGUCCUUUUUGGGCUACUCAGACAGAAGUGUCUUAAAUCCUGAUCCCCAUCUGCCUGAAACUAUUAUGGAGUCUCAUGAGGAUUUUCAUUUGACACCUAUUGAAGAGAAUCAGCCUGAUACGAAUUUUCCUUGCCCUCUGAAACUGAACCAGGAAUCAGCACCUUCAACAGAAUUGACAUCGGUGUCCAAGGCAGCAGUUAAUGUAGUUGUUGCUGCUGAUCUUGAUUAUUUACCUGAGUCAAAGAUGAAGGUUGUUGAAUCACUUGAACCAGUUGAGAAGACUGUGAGUGUGGAAGGUGAUUUCCUCGCAGAAAAAGAGGAUGACGAGGGAGAUACCUGGGGGGAACCUGAAGAUUCAUCAUCCAAAGGUGUUCCUGGGAGCAUCUCAUCUUUGACCUCUGAUGGUCCAGCUUCUUUCAGAAGUCUCAGUGGAAAAUCUGAUGACGGUGGGAAUGGUGCUGGAAGUCUUUCGAGACUGGCAGGGUUGGGCAGAGCUGCUAGGCGUCAAUUAGCUACGGUUCUUGAUGAAUUCUGGGGGCAGUUGUAUGAUUUCCAUGGUCAAGCAACACAGGAUGCCAAGAAUAGAAGGAUUGAUCUGCUACUUGCUGCUGAUUCUUCAAAGAUUUCAUCAUUUUCCUUCCUGAAAGUCGACCCUCCCCUUGGAAAAGAAUACAGUAGUGGGUAUAAUCCAUCAGCAUUGGCCAGUGGUAGAGGAUCACCGGAUUCUUUCAUGAAUUCAAGUUUCUGUGAUUCUCCCAGGCAGCAGCAGCAGCUUAUGAUGCAGCAGAACACUCUUGAAUGUUCUUCAUAUGCUGGUGGGGCUCAAAGAGUAUCUUCCUCCUCAUUAUGGCCCAACCGCAGUCAGCUGCUGGAUUCAUAUGUACCAGCACCACCUAACUCAGGUGUGGUGGACCCUUCUGAAAGACGAUAUUCUAGUAUGCGGUCGCUACCACCGUCUUCUGAUGGCUGGGACAACCAGCCAGCUACCAUACAUGGUUAUCAGAUUGCUUCCAUUGCGAACCGGAUUGCCAAGGAGAGGAGUGCUAAUGGCUUGAAUGGUAGAAUGGAAUCUCUGUCUCCAAUUUCUUCAUCCAUGAGCAGCAUGCGGAACUACAGGGAUCCACAUGCAGCAAUUGCCUUGGGUCAGAGAUUACAGAAUGGAUUAAGCUCUCCACAACAGGCAACAACAGGAUAUCAGAACCUUGCCUCAUCCAGAAACAACUCGUUACAGUCUGAAAGGCAAUACUAUGAUGUUGUUGGCUCUCCUGUUUCUGUUGUUGACAAUGCAGGAGGACCAACGGGUACUAGUACAAAGAAGUACCACAGUUUGCCCGACAUUUCAGGAAUUGCCGCCCCUUACAGGGAGCUAUAUCUAUCCGGGAAGAGUAAUGCUCAGUGGGACAAGAAUUCUGCUGGUGGUUUUGGCUCCUCCUUAGGGGGGAGAACGAGUUAUGACCCUUCUUUUUAUGGAGAUGCUUUCUCCUUUCCCACCACCACUCCACCAAGUACAGGAGGAUCUCUUUGGUCAAAACAGCCGUUUGAGCAGUUUGGUGUGGGGGAUAAAAGCCGUGCAGUAGGUGUGGGUAGUGCCUUAGGAGGAGGAAGCAACAGGCCUAACUCAACUACCCAUCGUGAAGCUAGUAGCUCCAUAGUGGAUGCUGAAGCUCAACUUCUUCGGUCCUUCAGAUGCUGCAUUGUAAAGCUGCUGAAAUUAGAAGGCUCUGAUUGGUUGUUUAGGCAAAACGAUGGUGCUGACGAGGACUUGAUUGACCGUGUGGCAGCACGGGAGAGGUGUUUGUACGAAGCUGAAGCAAGAGAGAUGGGGCAGCAUGGGGUGGUCCACCACCUGGGCAUUGAGUCUCAAAGCAGUAGUGAUAAGAAGCAGCAAGGUGGUGGUUCUGGGCAGAAGAAUGACGAGGCCAAUAGCAUCGCCAACAUCUUGGUUUCCUCAGUUCCUCACUGUGGAGAAGGCUGUGUGUGGAAGGUUGAUUUGAUCGUGAGCUUUGGGGUUUGGUGCAUUCACCGGGUUCUUGAUCUAUCGCUCAUGGAAAGCCGGCCUGAGCUUUGGGGGAAAUACACUUAUGUGCUCAAUCGCCUUCAGGGGGUUGUGGAGCCAGCAUUCAUGAGACCGCGAACUCCCAUGCAGCCAUGCUUCUGCCUGCAACUCUCAGCAGCGCACCAGCAGAGACUGUCGUCGCCUCAACCAAAUGGGAUGCUGCCUCCUACGGCGAAACCAGGUAGAGGUGGGAAAUGCACGACAGCAGCCAUGGUGUUGGACUUGAUCAAGGAUGUGGAGAUCGCCAUUUCAUGCAGGAAGGGUCGAUCAGGGACAGCUGCAGGGGAUGUGGCUUUCCCCAAGGGUAAAGAGAACCUGGCAUCCGUCCUGAAACGGUACAAGCGGCGGCAAAACCAAAUUGGGAUGAGCUUCUAACGGAGAGCGUCGUGGAAAGGACGCACGUGUAGUGGCGUGGCGUCGAUGUGGGAGGUGGCGACAGAAGUGAAGUGACCAAGUGAGAUGAACGAACGAAAUGGUGCCGCGCGCGUCUACUCUAUCUUCCUGCCACAACAAUCCCCAUCCUUACAUUAAAAAGUAAGCAUCUUCAUAAACAAAUUAUUAAUUAUUACUAAGAUAGCUAUCCUUUUUCCUUGCCGUACCUGCAAAUUCCUAGACCAGAUCCGCACAUCGUGGCUGUGCCGGUGGUUGUGCUGGUGCUAGCAGCUGGUGGUUACCCCCGCCGUUUUGCCGUCCAACCGCCGCUUCUCUCGUCGGUCGCCGUCGAUUCUUCCAAAUUUUCUGAAUGACCUUUGGAUUAGGUGAGUCGGCGUAUAACUUCUCUCUAUGAUCCAUCCUUUUAACUAUAGUUGGGGCUUUCAAUUCAAUCAAUUAUUAGCGUAGUCUGUCUAACCAUAAGUUUACUGAUGAUCUACAAACGCAUCUCUUUUCUCCUUCAACAAAUCCAUCCAUCUCUCUCUCUCUCUCUCUGGUCUCGGUUUCUGAGAUUUUCAUUAAAUGGGCUCGACGGCGGCCCAUUAUUCUGAUGAGGGAUGGGCCGUGUUGGUAUAACUGCAGGUUUUUGUAUGCUAAGCAAAGGGCCCAGUUGAAAGUUUGAUUAGGAGAAAAAAUGGGCUACGUGUUGGUGAUAUCGGCGCCAAUGGUACUGUUGAUAUUAAUAGUGGGGGUGGCGUGUUACCUUUUCGGAAGGUCAAGAGGCCGAUCCCAAGCUCAAACCUACGGAGUUCCAGCUCCGCCUCCCUUGCCCAAACCUUGAAUCAAAGCUCCUCCUACUCGACACCAAGUUUGUCAAGAAAUUUACUUCACUGCCACGGAGGAAAGUGUUACAAGUUGAGAUCUCAGGGAAUUUUUUCUUUUAUCUUGUUCUUUCUUGCGUAAAUAUGUGCAACGUGUGCUUAAUUGUUGGAAUUGUAAGUAGAUUAUUAUGACGUGUGCAUGAUACGAACACAUUAUCACAGCCAAUAACUUUUCCUCGUAUCUUGUGUGGACUGUGCACAACAAUUGUUUGGUAAUGAAACAAAGAAUAUUGAACAAGUUUUGUGUUAUUUCUAGGGUGAAAUCAAUUGGAAAAGGUUAGGUUCUCGGCUAAUCUUAAUAUGCUUUAUACCGACUUAAUACAGAGAAGAGAGAGAAAGAGCGAUAAAGUAGAACUAAUCUAGGACUAACUUAUCAUAAUUACAAAGUAAUACCUAUACUAACCUAACUAGCUUGUACCUCGUUCAUUGGUCGGAUGAAUUUUCGUUUACUUUAUGUUGAUCAAUUUCUUAUUUUUUUAAAUAAUUUGGG
Linum tenue is the source of this 6094-nucleotide messenger RNA. The record is from the annotation of a GenBank genome assembly. Lineage: Eukaryota; Viridiplantae; Streptophyta; Magnoliopsida; Malpighiales; Linaceae.